CGUCAGCUUCAUGCCGCCUGCGCUGUACUGCUGAUCCCCGGAACCCUGUACCGAUAUCCUCCCACAGAACCGAACUGGGCCGCAGACUUACAACUGAGACGCCGCCCGGAAUGGAGUGUCGUGAGAGGAGUGACAGCGGCGCGAGGGCCUGAUCUGCAGAACAAGACGGCGUCGCGCACGGACUGCCCCGGGGAUGGCCUCCGGGUGACCCGCCAGGGCGGCGGCAAGGGGAGCUCCGGCCUGGGAGCUCAGGCCCUGCACCGUACCCCGGGUGCGACGGCUCCGCCCUCCUCCUCCUCCCCCGUCCAGCCAGGCCGGGACUGCUGGUGGAGGAUGUCAGGCCGCCGCUGCGCCGGGGCCUCGGGUUCUGCUGCUGCCCACGGCGACGCGGCGGCGGCCGGGGAGCCGGCCCGGGAGCUGUUUGAAGCUUGUAGGAAUGGUGACGUGGACCGGGUGAGGAAGCUGGUGACUGCCGAGAACGUGAACAGCAGAGACAUUGCCGGCAGGAAAUCCACCCCGCUGCACUUCGCUGCAGGCUUUGGACGGAAGGAUGUUGUUGAACACUUACUGCAGAGUGGUGCCAAUGUCCACGCCCGUGACGAUGGUGGCCUUAUUCCUUUGCACAAUGCCUGCUCUUUCGGUCAUGCUGAAGUUGUCAAUCUUUUGCUGAGACACGGCGCUGAUCCUAAUUCCCGUGACAAUUGGAAUUAUACCCCUCUCCAUGAAGCCGCUAUCAAAGGCAAAAUAGAUGUCUGCAUAGUACUGCUUCAGCACGGAGCAGAUCCAACAAUCCGUAACACAGACAGCCGCACAGCUUUGGACUUAUCUGACCCAUCUGCAAAAGCCGUGCUGACAGGGGAAUACAAGAAGGAUGAACUGUUGGAAAGUGCAAGAAGUGGAAAUGAAGAGAAAAUGAUGGGCCUUCUAACUCCCCUCAACGUUAAUUCCCAUGCAAGUGAUGGAAGGAAGCUGCAGUGGAAAGUAAGGUCGACUCCACUUCACUUAGCUGCAGGUUAUAACCGUGUCAAAAUCGUGCAACUGUUACUUCAGCAUGGAGCAGAUGUACACGCCAAGGAUAAAGGAGAUUUGGUGCCUCUUCACAAUGCUUGCUCGUAUGGCCACUAUGAAGUAACAGAGCUUCUUGUAAAGCAUGGUGCCUGUGUGAAUGCAAUGGAUCUCUGGCAAUUCACUCCUCUCCAUGAAGCAGCCUCCAAAAACCGCGUGGAGGUGUGUUCUCUAUUGCUUAGUUAUGGAGCCGAUCCUAACAUGCUCAACUGCCACAAUAAAAGUGCCAUUGAUUUGGCGCCAACGCCACAGCUAAAGGAACAAUUAUCAUAUGAAUUCAAAGGCCAUUCUUUGCUACUGGCAGCCAGAGAAGCAGAUGCAGCUCGUAUUAAGAAGCACCUCUCUAUGGAAAUAGUCAAUUUCAAACACCCACAGACUCAUGAGACCGCUUUGCAUUUUGCUGCAUCAUCUCCGUAUCCCAAGAGGAAACAAGUAUGUGAACUACUUCUUAGGAAAGGGGCAAAUGUCAGUGAAAAGACCAAAGACUUUUUGACACCACUCCAUAUCGCAUCAGGGAAAGGACAUAAUGAUGUUGUGGAGGUUUUGGUGAAGCAUGAGGCCAAGGUUAAUGCUUUGGAUAACUUGGGACAGACCUGCCUCCACCGUGCUGCACAUUGUGGCCAUUUGCAAACCUGCCGACUUCUGUUGAACUCUGGCUGUGAUCCAGCAAUUGUAUCCUUACAAGGCUUCACUGCUCUUCAAAUGGGAAAUGAAAGUGUACAGCAACUCCUCCAAGCAGAAGGCUUAACAUUCAGUAACACUGAUGCAGAUCGUCAGCUGCUGGAAGCUGCUAAAGCUGGAGAUCUAGAUAUAGUUAAAAAACUCUGCAAUGCGCAAAUGGUUAAUUGUAGAGAUGUAGAAGGUCGUCAGUCUACUCCCCUCCAUUUUGCUGCAGGAUACAAUCGAGUGGCUGUAGUGGAAUAUCUAUUACAGCACGGAGCUGAUGUCCAUGCAAAAGAUAAAGGCGGACUGGUUCCAUUACACAAUGCAUGUUCCUAUGGACAUUACGAGGUAGCAGAGUUGCUUGUCAAGCAUGGCGCAGUUAUCAAUGUUGCCGAUUUGUGGAAAUUCACACCGUUACACGAGGCAGCUGCAAAAGGGAAAUACGAGAUUUGCAAGCUGCUGCUACAGCAUGGAGCUGAUUCAACAAAGAAGAAUAGAGAUGGCAACACACCACUAGAUCUGGUGAAAGAUGGAGAUACAGACAUUCAAGAUCUUCUGCGUGGGGAUGCCGCCUUAUUAGACGCUGCUAAAAGAGGCUGUGUGGCCCGCGUAAAGAAGUUGUACACAUCUGACAAAGUCAAUUGCAGGGAUACGCAGGGCAGACACUCUACACCAUUACAUUUAGCAGCUGGCUAUAAUAACCUAGAAGUUGCUGAGUACCUGCUGCAGAAUGGUGCCGAUGUAAAUGCUCAAGAUAAAGGGGGAUUAAUCCCACUGCACAAUGCAGCAUCAUAUGGACAUGUGGAAGUGGCUGCUUUACUUAUCAAAUACAAUGCAUGUGUUAAUGCCACUGACAAGUGGGCUUUUACACCUCUGCAUGAGGCUGCUCAGAAAGGAAGGACUCAGCUUUGUGCCCUGCUACUGGCACAUGGUGCGGAUCCCACUCUGAAAAAUCAAGAGGGACAGACCUCAUUAGACUUGGUUACAGCCGAUGAUGUACGUGCCCUCCUUACAGCAGCUAUGCCCCCAGCCGCACUGCCAGCUUUUUAUAAACCUCAGCUUAUCAGUGUUUGCCAGCCUACAACCACAGUAGUGGGAGUUCUCUCUUCUGUGCCCUCCAGUCCUCCCACUCUAUCUGCUGCCAGCAGCCUGGACAACCUGGCUACCAGCUUCUCAGAAGCACCAUCAGCAAAUAGUGGAGGAGCUGAGGGAGCUGCUGGGCUGGAGAGAAAGGAAGAAGUACCGGGGGUUGAUUUAAGCAUCAAUCAGUUUUUGAGGAACCUUGGACUUGAACACCUAAUUGACAUCUUUGAGAGAGAGCAGAUCACACUAGAUGUAUUAAUUGAAAUGGGACACAAGGAGUUUAAGGAGAUUGGAAUUAAUGCUUAUGGAAACAGACAUAAAAUUAUCAAAGGUGUGGAAAGGCUUAUAUCCGGUCAACAAGGUUUGAAUCCAUACUUAACACUGAAUAACUCCAACAGUGGGACUAUUUUAAUUGACCUUGCUACAGAUGACAAAGAAUUUAUAUCAGUGGAUGAGGAGAUGCAGAGCACCGUCCGAGAACAUAGAGAUGGGGGACACGCAGGUGGAGUCUUCAACAGAUAUAACAUAUUAAAGAUUCAGAAGGUAUGCAAUAAAAAGCUCUGGGAGAGAUAUACUCACCAAAGAAAAGAGGUUACAGAGGAAAAUCAUAAUCACGCUAAUGAAAGGAUGCUCUUUCACGGUUCUCCAUUUGUAAAUGCAAUUAUCCACAAGGGCUUUGAUGAAAGGCAUGCUUACAUCGGGGGUAUGUUUGGCGCUGGCAUAUAUUUUGCCGAAAACUCUUCAAAAAGCAACCAGUAUGUUUAUGGCAUUGGAGGAGGCACUGGGUGCCCGGUUCACAAAGACCGUUCUUGUUAUGUUUGCCAUAGACAGCUUCUGUUUUGUCGAGUGACACUGGGAAAAUCUUUCCUGCAGUUUAGUGCAAUGAAGAUGGCGCAUUCUCCUCCUGGUCAUCAUUCAGUCACAGGACGGCCAAGUGUAAAUGGGCUUGCCCUGGCGGAGUACGUGAUAUACCGCGGGGAGCAGGCCUACCCAGAAUAUUUAAUAACCUAUCAAAUAGUGAGGCCUGACUCCGCAACAGAUGGAUAAUCAAGAACUGGAUGACACAACCUUUCAUGUGCAAAACACAUCUCUGUGGUGGCCGCAGGAGAGACAGACUUUUACGAAGCAAUGUGAAUACAUUGUAACGUUUCCAGAGACUAAAGCUUUAAAGAAAUGUUUAGUAUACUUCCUGAACAUUCACAAAAUAUUGUUUAUCAGCACUUUAACAGACGCCAUUCUUGAUACUAAAUGGGUUUGUCAAUAUUUAAUUAUACACAAAGAAAUGUAUUGCGUUAACUUGAAAUUUAAAUCUUGUUAUGUUUCUUUUUUUCUUUUGUUUUUAAUAAAAUUAGAACAUCCAGCUAAAUUCCUGUGUAAAAAAGAAAAAAAAAACAGCAUUACUAAAAUGUGUAUUUUGAGACACAACAUUUACACUGAAUACAGUUUAUUUGUAAAACUGUAAAUAAGAGACUUUUGUACUAGCCCAGUAUUUAUUUACAUUGCUUUGUAAUAUAGUCAUUAAAAUUGCAACUUGUACAGAGGAAAAAAUGGGUAAUUUUAUCGGAACGAAGCUUUGGCCAAUAUGUACUAAAUACCAGGAUAAUCUUACGUGGCAGCAAAAAUUUGGCCCUGGAAAAUCUACUUUCUCUAUCGUCCUAGUGGAUGCUGGGGUUCCUGAAAGGACCAUGGGG
Molecule: messenger RNA, 4502 nt
Organism: Pseudophryne corroboree (corroboree frog)
Lineage: Eukaryota; Metazoa; Chordata; Amphibia; Anura; Myobatrachidae
Gene: TNKS2
Product: tankyrase 2
Exons: 28
Coding region: 334-3858 (1174 amino acids)
Molecular function (GO): protein binding; NAD+ poly-ADP-ribosyltransferase activity
Source: RefSeq, a predicted model, not a curated record